This is a messenger RNA of Bombina bombina (fire-bellied toad), 2183 nucleotides long. Its product is annotated as caspase-8-like. Gene Ontology annotation, molecular function: protein binding; cysteine-type endopeptidase activity. The record is from RefSeq and is a predicted model, not a curated record. Bases 11 to 1336 code for a protein of 441 amino acids. The transcript has 7 exons. NCBI's taxonomy places the organism in Eukaryota, Metazoa, Chordata, Amphibia, Anura, Bombinatoridae. Gene Ontology annotation, biological process: negative regulation of extrinsic apoptotic signaling pathway via death domain receptors; proteolysis.
UUCACCAGUAAUGGAUGGCUUCCAGGUUCUCUUACUCUCCAUUAGUGAAGAACUAGGCCCAAAUGAUGUCCAUGCCCUGAAGUUUUUGUGCUGCGAUAUCUUUCAAUGUGCAAAUAAAGAUAUGCAAGAUGCCAAAAGUAUAUUCCUCAAGUUGCAGAAGCAAGAGAUAUUAAGUGUGGAUGAUACAUUCAUUAUUAAGGAGCUUCUUUGGUCCAUAAACCAGUACAAUCUUCUCAGACAAAGACUUAACGUCCAGAAAGAGACAGUAGAGGAAGAAAUGCAAAUUCCAGGCAGAGCCAGAAUUUCAUGUUUCAGACGAUUCCUUUUCAACCUGGCUGAAGAGGUUACAGAUGAAGAACUAACACAGAUAAAACACCUGUUGUAUAAUAAAAUUCCCAAAUCCAAAAUGGAAAAUAUUACAAGUAUGCUGGACAUAUUUAUCGAAAUGGAAAAAAAUGGAAUGCUGAGCGAAAACACCUUGGUUGAUUUGAAGAAAAUAUUUGAGGCUGUCAAUAAAAGUCUCCUACGGAUGAUUGAAAACUAUGAGACAGGUUUGAAAAAGAAAUGCAACUCUCAAGAAAUCCAACUAAAGUUGUAUAAAAUGAGCAGCAGGCCACGUGGGAUAUGCCUAAUCAUCAACAACUUUAACUUUGCGACUGCCAGAGAAAGGAUUCCUAAUCUGGAAAUGAUGAAAGAUAGAACUGGAAGUGAGGUGGAUAAAGCGUCCUUAUAUCAAGUCUUCACCAGGCUUCACUUUGAGAUAGAUGAAAAAGAUAAUCUUUUUGCAGAGCAAAUUACCCAGACUAUUGACUCAUACAGUAAACAAGACCAUGCUCAGAGAGAUUGUUUCAUCUGCUGUAUCCUCUCUCAUGGGGACAAAGGGGUGAUUUAUGGAUGCAAUGGGCAAACUGUAAGCAUUUCUGAUCUCACUUCAUGCUUCACCAAGACAAGAUGCCCUUCUCUUACUGAGAAGCCAAAGAUCUUCUUCAUUCAAGCAUGCCAAGGGCACAAUGCCCAUGUGUCAGUGGAGAUGGAAGCUGAUGCCUGUAGUGGACUUUCUAGACUCCCAGAUGAUAAGUUAAUUCCUGAUGAACCAGAUUUCCUGUUAGGAAUGGCAACCACUAUUCACCAUGUGUCCUACAGAAGCCCCACUCUUGGAUCGUGGUACAUACAGUCUCUAUGUGAACAUCUGCAGAAGCUUUGUCUCAGAGAUGAAGAUCUUCUGUCUAUUCUGACAUAUGUGAAUAAGGAUGUUAGCAACAAAAAUCCCUCCUUGAAGCAAAUGCCACAGCCAUGUUCCAGUCUAAGGAAAAAACUCUUCUUCCAUGAUAACUGAAGAUGUGCUAUAUUACAUUUAGCAGCACUAAACACUAGAAGAUAUCCUUAUCAAGAGUCUUGACAUCUAUAAGAAGGAACUCUAGCCAUCCUUGGUGGUCCCAACUCUGCAUUGAGCUGGCCUUCAGGAAAUGACCUCACUCUUUGCCUCUUACAAAUACUUCUUAGAUUAUAAAUUGUCUUGGUAGCCCUAAUAUUUCUGUCUGAAUAUAUGUUAUGUUUUUAUUCUAUCACUUGUCAUGAUGUUAUGUAUUGUGGAAUGUGACAUUACAAACAGCAUUAAUAACAAUGAUAAUCUAAUAGCCACCUUACCUAGAACACAUUAUGGUUCUAGGUGAAAGAGGGGUUUAACUAUAUUGAGUUAGUGAGGCCUUAAAUAUGAAGCCCCUCGACAUGAAACAAAAUGCGAAAAUCAACCAAAUAAAUAUGAAUUGCUCUCAAUUUUGCUGAAAACCCAAAUCCUUCCUAUGGGUUUUGGCAAAUAUUCAACAUGAAUUAAUUCCCACUUCCCAAAGUUGCAUCCGAAUUAGUACUUUAAAUUACAAGUUUCUUGUAGCAAUUUCUCCAACAGACCAAAAAAUCUGGGCGUGCAACAAUUUGACCACAAGCCUAAAUAUCAAGGUUGCAGGCUAUAUAGGUAAAGGACCUUAUAUUCUACUAUCUAUUCCUUUUUUUUUUUUUAUUAAAUCCUUCUUAACCUGUAUCUGGGGCUUUUUUAUACAUUGAUGGCAUUAGAAUAACUUGCAAAGCUAAGAGCUUUAGUCUGUUAUUGAUAUAAUUGCUAUUUUUUUACUAUAAAAACAAAAAUGUAAUUUAUUCCCAAUUAAAAAGUGAGAUUAAAAUUAAAA